CAACAAAGAGCUGGCGGCUCCCGGGGGAAAGGGCUGGUGCGCUGCCGUUCAAACUUGUCAGUCAGCUGGUGCCAGCAGCCCGGCGUGGCCGCCCCGCGCGCGCUCGGUGCCUGUGUCAGCCCGCCCGGCUCUGCGCAUCUGCUCGCAGGCGCGGCGGCCCGGCCGGCGGCGGCGGCGGCGGCGGCGGCUCCUCUCGGCCGGCGGGGCUCCCCGAGCGCGCUGCUCCUGCCUCCGCGUCGCCCCCGCGCCUCUCCCCACCGCGGCCCCUGAUUUAUGGUCGCUCGCUCGGGACUCCCCUCCCCGGCUGCCGGUCCCCGCCUGCCAGAAUGGAAGAGGCCGAUCUGCUCAAGGAGAGACUCCAGGCCAUCACGGAUAAAAGAAAAAUACAGGAAGAAAUCUCACAGAAGCGGCUGAAAAUAGAGGAAGAAAAACUAAAGCACCAGCAUUUGAAGAAAAAGGCCUUGCGGGAGGAAUGGCUUCUGGACGGAGUCUGCAGCGGGAGGGAGCAGGAGGAGAUGCGGAGGCAGAACCAGCAGGACCAGCACCAGAUCCAGCUCCUGGAGCAGAGCAUCCUCAGACUUGAGGGAGAGAUCCAAGAUCUUGAAAAGGCUGAACUGCAAAUCUCCACUAAUGAAGAGGCAAUUUUAAAGAAACUGAAAUCGAUUGAGAGGACGACAGAAGACAUAAUAAGGUCUGUGAAAGUGGAAAAGGAAGAAACGACCAGAGAGUCGAUUGAAGACAUCUAUGCUAACAUCCCCGACCUUCCGAAGUCCUACGUACCUUCCAGACUGAGGAAAGAAAGAAACGAUGGAAUAGAAGAUGAUGAACAAGAUAGAAAAGCUUUGUACGCCAUGGAGAUCAAAGUCAAAAAGGACCUGAAGACCGGAGAAAGCACGGUCCUGUCGUCCAUCCCCCUGCCGUCCGACGACUUCCGAGGCGCGGGAGUCAAGGUGUACGACGACGGGCGGAAGUCGGUGUACGCGGUGGGCGCCGGCCCCCAGGCCGCGGUCAACGGCACCGCCGGCCUGGCGCCCGUGGAGGUGGAGGAGCUCUUGAGACAGGCCUCGGAGAGGAGCUCCAGAUCCCCGACCGAGUACCACGAGCCCGUCUUCGCCAACCCCUUCUGCAGGCCCACGACUCCGCAGCGAGAGCAAGCAGCCCCCGGACCAAACUUCCAAGACAGGGUCAAGACGAAAGUGAACGGACUGGGGAACGAGAGGGGCGCGCCCCUGCCCCGCGCGGACAACGGCCUCGCCGCGGAGGACGGAGGCCCGGGCUGGCACCACGCCGGCCCCGCUCGGCCAGUCCCUCACCCCCGGUCCAUGUCUCAGCGCGGCCAGGAGACGCCCCCCCACCCUCUCCAGAAGAGGCUGGCGACCCCCUGGGAAGAGUCGGACGGGAUGCAGGACGGGGGCGCACCUGCUCCGAAGGCGAGACUGAGUCCCAGAGAAGCCCCGGCUGGGGAGUGGGAACGCCAGGGCCCCUCGCCAGCUUGCCAGGGGUACGAGGAAGACGUCAGAUACAAUAUCGUCCAUUCCCUGCCUGCGGACAUGGAUGGGGCAGAGCCCGUGACGAUGAUUUUCAUGGGGUACCAGCAGGCAGAGGACGAGGAGGAAGAAAAGAGGCUCCUGACGGGGUACGACGGGGUCAUCCACGCGGAGCUGGUUGUGAUUGACGAGGAGGAGGAGGGGGAGGGAGAGGAGGAGAAGCCACCCCCCCGCCCCGCCGCCCCCCACAGCCAGGGCGAGCAGCCCGCCAAACCGACGCCGCUCCCUAGAAAGAGAGCAGAAGCCAACCCCCGUGAGGACGCGCACCAUCCACCUCCGCACAAAAACUCCAUCUCCCGGCAAGAGCAGGAAGAAAGCCUGGGCAGCCCCGCGCACCGGUCUCCGCCGGCCGUCCAGGGCGCGGGGGACGGAACCGAGGACCCGUCCCUGACAGCUUUAAGAAUGAGAAUGGCAAAGCUGGGGAAAAAAGUUAUCUGAGAGGUGUACCAUCUACGUAAACAUCCUCUGGAGAAGAAACUAAGAAAUGUUUGCAGCUUUCUCUGCUGGAUACUUUGUUUUCUUUCUUUCUUUCCGUUCUUUCUUUUUUUUUUUUUUUUUUUUGGAGAUCCAAAAAAAUGACACCCAUAUUAAGCCAUGUGAAUAAGCAGUAGUUAUUAUUUGUGGAAAAAAUUGCAAAAAAAGGUGGGGAGCACAAACACUUAACUUUUCCAGUUACUUGACAUGAUUCAUUGGGGGGAAGCAGUGUAUUUUUAUUGUAUUGAUACCAAAGCAUUUCUAAUAAGAGCUUGUUAAAUUUAAGAAUAAAGUUAUUUAAAAUAA
This is a messenger RNA of Phyllostomus hastatus (greater spear-nosed bat), 2327 nucleotides long. RefSeq names its product palmdelphin (gene PALMD). The transcript has 8 exons. Bases 327 to 1985 code for a protein of 552 amino acids. Gene Ontology annotation, cellular component: cytoplasm; membrane. NCBI's taxonomy places the organism in Eukaryota, Metazoa, Chordata, Mammalia, Chiroptera, Phyllostomidae. The record is from RefSeq and is a predicted model, not a curated record. Gene Ontology annotation, biological process: regulation of cell shape.